AUGGCCAAGAAAGACAAGAAGUCCAAGGAGGCCAAAAAGGCCAGAACUGCAGAAAAGCAGAAAAAGAAUACUUCGAAAGCCGAGCAGAAGAAUAAGAAACUAGCUAAGAAAAUUGGAGAAGAGGACGAAGACGAUGCAGACAUCGACGCCAUCUUGGAGCAAUUUGCUAAGGAGCAAGAAGAAUUUGAAACGGUUAAUGUAGAAGUGUGUAAGAAGCCGCCAAGUAAGAGACUCAAUCCCACGAUGGUCCUGAAUCCUACCCACAACAAGCGUGAAUUGAUGUUGUUUGGAGGAGAAGCCAUCAGUGAGACCACUGGCAAGGCUCAAUUUUACAAUGACUUAUACACAUACACUGUCGAUAACGACACCUGGAGAAAAUACACUAGUAAGAAUGCCCCAUUACCAAGAUCGUCGCAUGCUAUGUGCGCACAUCCUUCAGGAAUCAUAUUGAUGUUUGGAGGAGAAUUCUCCUCUCCAAAGCAAUCUACGUUUUAUCACUAUGGUGAUACUUGGAUCUUAGACGCUGAUUUGAAAGAGUGGACCAAGAUAGAUAUUAAAAAGGGAGGACCCACUGCAAGAUCUGGUCACAGAAUGACUUGCUGGAAAAAUUAUAUCAUCAUGCAUGGGGGUUUCCGUGACUUGGGUACCAUGUCCACCUACUUGAAUGACGUUUGGGUGUUUGAUAUAACCACGUAUAAAUGGCACCAAGUAGAGUUCCCUCCGAAUCACCCCAUUCCUGAUGCUAGAUCUGGACAUAGUUUCAUCUCAUGUAACGAUGGUGCUGUAUUAUAUGGUGGAUACACCAAAGUUAAGGCAAAGAAAGGCUUACAAAAGGGUAAAGUUCUUACUGAUUGUUGGAUGUUGAAAAUGAAGGCAGACCCCAGUGCUAUAAGAUUUGAAAGGAGAAAGAAGCAGGGUUUCAAUCCGUCCCCCAGAGUUGGAUGCUCCCUUGUUUUCCAUAAGAAUAGAGGUAUCUUGUUUGGGGGUGUGUACGAUUAUGAAGAAAGUGAAGAGCAAUUGGAUUCAGAGUUUUACAAUAACCUUUAUUCCUAUCAAAUUGAAAACAACAGAUGGUACAAUCUUAGUUUGAAGCCAGCUAGAAAGCAAAAGCAAGAAAAGAAGGAGAAAACUAAUAGAGAUGAAGAUUUGGAAGAGAUUUUAAACAAUAUUCUUGCUAAGGCUAAGUUACAAGACAAUGAUGACGAGGAAUUGGAUGAAAGUGAGAUUGAGAAGUUGAAACUACAAGAAGCCGAGAUUGAAGACGACGGAAAAGAAGUUGUGGAAUAUCCUAUAAUGAACCAGCUUCCUCAUGCAAGAUUCAAUGCUACUACCUGUGUUGUAGACGACACCCUUUACAUCUAUGGUGGUAUCUUUGAAAGAGGGGAACAAGAGUUCAACUUGAAUUCGAUGUAUUCUAUUGAUCUAGGAAGAUUGGAUGGAGUGAGGGUUUUAUGGGAAGACUUGAGCGAAUUGGAUAAGGAGUACGAGGAUAGCGACAUGGAUGACGACGAAGAAGAUGACGACGAGGAAGAUGACGAGGAAGAUGAAGAAGGCGACCAAAAAGUUGAAAUAGAAGAAGCCGAAGAAGAGGAAGAGGAAGAGGAAGAAGAAGAAGCAGAAGAAGAAGAAAUCCCAGACGUAAGGCCCUGGUUACCUCAACCAAAACCAUUCGAAUCGCUUCGUGCUUUCUACGUCCGUACAGGAGCACAAUUUUUGGAAUGGGCUAUUUCUAGUAAUAGAGAUGCAAGAGGUAAGCACUUGAAAAAGGCUUCCUUCGACAUGUGUGAAGACAGAUUCUGGGAAAGAAGAGAAGCUGUUAGCAUAGCGGAAGACAACUUAGAAGAGCUAGGUGGUGUUGGAGAUGUCAUUGAAAAGGAUACUAGUAAAACCACCAAGAGAAGGUAG
Molecule: messenger RNA, 1905 nt
Organism: Dujonia railenensis
Lineage: Eukaryota; Fungi; Ascomycota; Pichiomycetes; Serinales; Debaryomycetaceae
Source: the annotation of a GenBank genome assembly